CUCAACGUAAAGUUAUUCAGUGUGGUCCGUCAGACAACAUGCUUCGUUUUACAGUGUUAGCUUUUGCAUUGACUGCCGUGUUGGCCGACGGUGAGGAUAAGAAAAAAUGUAUGAGGGUGUUUCAUCCGGGAUCUAUGCAUUGCUGUAAAAACGAAAUUAUGCCACCGAAAGGAGAAAAAGAAGAGCUGAAAGAAUGCUUCAAGACUCCACACGCUCACCAUUCUUGCGAGCAUGAUAUUUGCGUUGGGAAGAAACUCGGGUACGCCUCCGAUGACGGUACAGUCGACAUGGAUGCAUGGGAAAAGGUCGUUACGGAACAAUUUAAAAGUUCUCCUACGUUGUUAGAAGCCGUCAAAGAGAACUGUAUCAAGGGUGACAUCAGCAAAUACGGACCACCUGAUGCUUGCCAGCUGUCCAAAUUGAAGAUGUGCCUGCAUAGGUCCAUUAUCCUAGACUGCAAGGAAUGGGAUGACAAUGGUCCGUGCGCUGGCAUGAAGGACCUGGUCAUGGAGUGCGCCAAGAUGGAUGAAUAAACAACUGACUACCUA
Cydia splendana is the source of this 548-nucleotide messenger RNA. RefSeq lists its product as uncharacterized. The transcript has 5 exons. The record is from RefSeq and is a predicted model, not a curated record. Bases 39 to 533 code for a protein of 164 amino acids. NCBI's taxonomy places the organism in Eukaryota, Metazoa, Arthropoda, Insecta, Lepidoptera, Tortricidae.